Messenger RNA from Hemicordylus capensis (graceful crag lizard), 5897 nucleotides. RefSeq names its product nuclear receptor subfamily 1 group D member 2 (gene NR1D2). Lineage: Eukaryota; Metazoa; Chordata; Lepidosauria; Squamata; Cordylidae. The coding region runs from base 456 to 2210 and encodes 584 amino acids. Gene Ontology annotation, molecular function: zinc ion binding; RNA polymerase II cis-regulatory region sequence-specific DNA binding; nuclear receptor activity. The transcript has 8 exons. Gene Ontology annotation, biological process: cell differentiation; negative regulation of transcription by RNA polymerase II; hormone-mediated signaling pathway. The record is from RefSeq and is a predicted model, not a curated record.
GCAGCAGGUAGGGAAAGGGAGGCGGAGAGGUGAGUCACAUGGUCAGUGCCGCACUCCCGGUGUCUCUCCUCGGUUGUAGAGGGAGGAGCAGCACCAGCAGCAGCAGCCCUGACAGCAGCCAGCUCAGCAAGAAACCUCCCCAGGAAGGCUCGGUGGCUGCUGUUUCGCCUCCGCCCGCCUCACACACGAGGCACAUCCACGCACAGGGCAGGCGGAAGGCGGGCAGGAGGCGCUUCCCCGCACCUCCCCUCUGAGCCCAGCUGCCGCAGUGGCUCUCUUUCCACAGACUGGCAGAUACGGGAGGCGCAGGAGCCCUUGAAGGCUGUCAGAAGAAACCCCGCCGUUGCUUCCUUAAAGCAGCUCGGAGGGGGCACCCGCAGCAGAUUAUUUCCUGCCUCCUCGUUCUUUUCCCCACCCUCCCUUGGUGUCUGCUCCUUGGGAAAGAAGAGGAAAGCAUGGAGCUCAAUGCGGGUGGUGUGAUUGCUUACAUCAGCUCUUCAAGUUCAGCAUCUAGCCCUGCCUCGUGCCACAGUGAGGGCUCAGAGAACAGUUUCCAGUCGUCCUCUUCUCCUUUACCACCAUCACCAAACAGUUCCUCUUCAGAGGGCAGCUGUAACACCAAGAGCAGAGAAGGCUCUGAAGGAGCACCAAAGAGUGACCGGCUGGAUGAUUGCAUUAAAACAAUCCAGUCAAGCGUUACUGGAUCAACCAAGGGCAAUAGUGGAGUUACAAAAUUCAGUGGCAUGGUCCUGCUGUGUAAAGUCUGUGGAGAUGUUGCUUCAGGAUUCCACUAUGGGGUCCAUGCCUGUGAGGGCUGCAAGGGUUUUUUCAGAAGGAGCAUUCAGCAAAAUAUCCAAUACAAGAAGUGCCUGAAGAAUAACAACUGCUCUAUAAUGAGAAUGAAUAGAAACAGGUGCCAGCAAUGCCGAUUCAAAAAAUGUUUGUCAGUUGGGAUGUCGAGAGAUGCUGUUCGAUUUGGCCGGAUUCCUAAACGUGAAAAGCAGAGGAUGCUGAUUGAAAUGCAAAGUGCUAUGAAGACCAUGAUGAACACUCAGUUCAGUGAUCACUUGCCCAGCGAAGUAUUAAAAGAUAGCAAAGAACCAGUGAUCCUACUGCCUCAGGAAGAGCUGAACUCUAAAUUGCAAGAAAAGCAAGAAAAUACCAACAUCCCCUCUUCUCCUCCCCCUCCUCCCUCUGACAUUGUUAAGGAAGAAGUGAUUGAAGUGAUGGUUAAGGAAGAAGUGACCAGUGCCCAUAAGGAUACCUUUAUGUACAACCAGGAACAACCAGCAAAUCUUUCCACUGUUGUGCAACCUCGAAAUGGGGAGAGAUUUCUAAAAUACAUUGCUCAGUAUAAUUCUAGUAGUGAGCCUGAUGUGGGUAGGUUAAGCAGCACCCACUAUGGUGCAAAUGAGCAACAUUUCAAUGGACAGUUUAAAGGACAAAACAGUAUGCAUUAUCCACAUGGACAUGACCUUUGCUUCACAAGCAGUCACUCUAUGAACUUUACAAAUGGCUUCACUCUAAAAGGUUGCAGUAGGAUGCCUGAAAAUAGCUUUCCUCCAAAUGAGACUAGGAAUGCCUACUUCCGCAGCACUGGAGGCAGAAUGCAUCUGGUUUGCCCAAUGAACAAGACUCCUUUUGUGGACCCAAAUAAGUCUGGCCAUGAAGUCUGGGAAGAAUUUUCCAUGAGCUUUACCUCUGCUGUGAAGGAAGUGGUGGAGUUUGCCAAACGUGUUCCAGGCUUCCGCGACCUUUCCCAACAUGACCAAGUAAACCUUCUAAAGGCUGGAACCUUUGAGGUUUUAAUGGUACGGUUUGCAUCUUUAUUCAAUGCAAAGGAUCGUACUGUCACUUUUCUUAGUGGAAAGAAAUACAGUUUGGAUGAUCUGCAUUCAAUGGGUGCAGGUGAUCUGCUCAACUCCAUGUUUGAGUUUAGUGAGAAGUUAAAUGCCCUCAACCUUAGUGAUGAAGAAAUGAGCUUGUUCACAGCAGUGGUCCUUGUUUCUGCUGAACGAUCAGGUAUUGAAAAUGUCAACUCUGUUGAAGCACUGCAAGAAACACUAAUCCGUGCACUCAGGACCUUAAUCACAAAAAAUCAUCCAAAUGAAGCCUCUAUAUUUACAAAACUACUUUUGAAACUGCCUGAUUUGCGUUCCUUAAACAACAUGCACUCUGAAGAACUUCUAGCCUUUAAAGUUCACCCAUAGGCUUUUACCUCUUUUUAUUUAUAUGAUGGACUUGCUUCAUGUUAAUUAACUGUGUGUAUUUUGUGCUAAAAUGUUUGUUUAUGUUGUACGUACCUCUUGUAGAGAAGAACUUGCUGACUGUGUGAUGGGUAGAUGUUCUGUUGUCAUGCAUUAAUGCUUCAGAUUGAACAUUUUUCCACACAGGACAACUUGGCCACAGCUUUCUUCUAGAUUUUUCUCAAACGGCUCCACUUGCACUAAAGCUGAAGAGGUUAUACUAAAUCUUAUGGAUAUAGACUGUUAGGAAUUUUGCCCCUACAACAACAAAGGCCAGUAACUUCCUCUGUUAUAAAAAGAAUGCACAAUGGAUAUAUGUAGAAAACUGAACUUUGGAUGAAUGACACUACAGUGACAGGGCCAAGAAGACAGGAUUUAUUUGGUUUAUCCCCUUAUCAAGUGACACAUAACAUUUUGCUUAGGAAACACAAAAAUCUGCUCAUGGUUUCACUAGUCUUGUUUUAGGCAUUUUCAUGGAAUGUCAUAGUGUAUACCAUUUUGGUUGCUCUAGCACAAGCACACCCUUACUCUGUGUGUGUGUGUGUGUGUGUGUGUGUGUGUGUGUAUAAUAUGAAGAGAGUUGCUGGGCUGUUCAUGGCUUCAUAAAAUAUGUAUGUACAUAUCUCCGUGUAUGUAUAUAAAUAGUUCUAAAUAAACAAUAUGCGUAUAAUUGCCCCUGGUGGCGCAGUGGUAAAACUGCAGCCCCUGGUGGCGCAGUGGUAAAACUGCAGCCCUGUAACCAGAAGGUUACAAGUUCGAUCCUGACCAGGGGCUCAAGGUUGACUCAGCCUUCCAUCCUUCCGAGGUCGGUAAAAUGAGUACCCAGAAUGUUGGGGGCAAUAUGCUACAUCAUUGUAAACCGCUUAGAGAGCUUCGGCUAUAGAGCGGUAUAUAAAUGUAAGUGCUAUUGCUAUUGCUAAGUGCUAAUUUCUUCACAAUAUUUUCAACUGUGAAGAAUUUAACCAAACAAAAGAAGGUGACCCACUGAAGCUACCAAAUCAGUGCUUUUGGUUGUGUACUGCUGAACCAGUUGUCUUGAGAGUUUGUAAUGUUUUGGAGAAUUCCAGGUUAAUAUUAUUGUGGUGUAUAUAUUAACUUAAGAAGUGCAGCACCAAAAAUGCAAUCAAAUCAAACUUUUGAAAGGAAGGAUGGGAGGUACUACAUGGGACUGCUGCCUUUAAAAAAAAUUCAUUGCAACUAAGACCCUUAUGUGCUAAUGCAUGCUUAGAGUGUUACUAGGGGGUUGCUGGACACUUUGAGGUACAUCUGAGAAGAAACUUUCAGAUAACUAAUAGUAUCUAUGUAAUUUUAAUGGAGAAUGGUGAAAAUUUUCAAGAAAACUGUAAAACAAAUACAGGCAAACUUCAUUAUCUGUGGAUUCGAUAUCUGCGGUUGGAUAAUUGACACCCAGCCUUGGCAUAUGCAGAAAUCAUAUGAUUAAUUUUCACAUAUCUGUGGUUUAAGACGGACAGAAAUGACCUCAAAGGACAUUUCCAGCUCCCAUUUUGUAAAAGGGAGCCAUUUUGUGGCUCACUUUUUAAAAAACCACACAUUUCUUUCCAUGUAAAAGUGGGGAAUAAUGGAAGCAUUUGGACUUUUGAGGGGACAUUGCUGGAUAGUUGGAGGCCGCAGAGCAUGGUAGGGCACUUCACUUCACCUGCCCCAUUUUUGCUCACUUUUAUGCAGUUUCCCAGCCUUCAGGAACCUAACCCCAAGAUGCCAUUAACGCAAUGCUCUGUUAGCUGUGGUUUCAUUACUUGCAGUAAUCUGCUGGAAUGGAACCCCCAUGAAUAAGGGGUUCACCUUAUGCAUGGUAUAAGGAUAUCCUUAUAAUAGCCUUAUAAGGAUAUUAUAUUAUUAUUGCAUCUUUUUAUGUGUUCCGUGACAAUAUUACACUACACUGAUAUGCUGCUUGAAUGCUAAAAUGAAAUUGGGAUACAAAGAUGUGAGACACUGUCAUUGUCUCUGAUGCUUGUGUUUUAUUUCAAUUAUGGUUUGUUAAUGUUAGAGAUUUAAAAGAUUUUUAAACCUCUUUGGUGUACACCACAAAGUGUACUAGGUUGUCUGAUACCAGGUCUAUUUUUGUAUACAUUUGCUGCUCUUUUUUUUUUAAUGCCAGUGACAAAUUUCCCUAAAUAAGGAUGUGCUUUUUAGCCUGAUAUGCUCUAUCUCAAAACAAUAUUUUCCUAUAAUAUCAAGAGGUGAAAGCACACAAUGCAAUUGUACUUAAAUUAACCCAGAAUGUUAAUAAAACUGUUUUGUAGAAUGAAAGGAAAAAUUAACAGUCUCCUUUAGGAUGAUUCCCCACCUUACAAUCUUUGAUAUUUUAUCUGAGGUCUGCUUCUCUGUGUAUUACUAAAGGUGCAGUUUUGCAACUCCAGAGAAUGAUGACAUCAUGGAUUGGAUAGAUGUUGCUUAAACCUGGUAUUACACUAAAUCAAUUAGUGUUUUGCUACCUGUAAGAUUGAUUUGGAGAUAUUUUAUGGAAUAAAACUUGGAGCAUUUUUUAUGAUUGCUUUUUAAUUUUCAGAGGCUCUAUUUCAAAAUUUAGCAGUCUAAUUCAAUGGGAAAGGUGCAGCUUAAAAACAACAGCAUUCUGACAGAAGGGAUAUUACAUCACCACUAUUCUUAUACUGUGGGGGAAAGCCCCCUGUCCUAUUUCAGAUGACAUAAAUUGCUCAUUUGCUGCUAACAUACCUAUAUGCAACAUAUUUUUGUAUUUUGAUUAUAGAGUUUUUCAUCCUAUAAGCCAUUUUGCAUCCAUUGCUUAAAGUACGAAGAAAAAAGCUUUCUUUAUGCCUCCGUAAAUGUCUUAACGUUUACUAUUAUGCCACUAGGAAUGUAUAACAAGUACUUUGGAAGGCAUUGCUUUUUUGUUUGUUUGUUUGAAAUUAGGUUGCAUAUAGGUAGAAAAUUAUUCUGAAAGAUAUAUCCAUCCAUGGAAUUUCAUUUUAAAUAAAAUCUUCCUGUACAUAGCAGAGGAACUUUAUUUCCAUAAUUUAUUUAUUUUUUUUGGAAAUAAUAUUUCCAAUAUUAUUGGAACAAGGAACUGUUAUUCUAUUCUUUUUUUUUUCUUUUACAAAUUUCUAGAACCAAGAUCAACUUAAAUUUUAGAAUAUGUCCUGUGUUGCAAUCUCUAAGGCUCAGAACUCCAGUUACACUGGCUAAAUCAGAGUUGCUGUAGUGCCUCUCCAUCCUUCACUGGUGGGGUAAUGGGAAGAUCCCGUUAAGCAGCUUUCCCAUGGCAGGAUCCAUCUAGAUUAGCUCGAUUAGCUAGAUUAACUAGAUUAGCUCAGAUGCAGAGGGGAACUUCAGUGCGGGCCAUUCUGUAUAUUCUGGGCUUCUUAUGUCACCUGACAGCAUGGGAAGGAGCAACACUGCCAUGGUUCCUGUGCUGCAAGGAGUAAUACUAGAGCCAGUCCUCAGUGCUUUUAUCCUAAGAAGCCAUUUAUUGUAAGGUCCUUGCUUUACCAUGUCACUGGUUAUACACUUGUUAAAUACCAAGAAAUAUUUCAUGCCAGACUUCUAAGUACUGUAGAUGGGACAUUGCUGAGAAAUAAUGAAAAUGUACUGUAUAAACUAAAUAAUUUUUUAAAUCUGAUUUUACAUGUUUUAAAGGAUUAAACUAUGGGCAUUAUGUUGUCAAGUAGA